CCAAUUUUUGACCCAAGCAGGUGAGACACUUCGAAGUGUCAGCUCUUACAACAACUGCUGUGAAUAUAACAAGACUUUUUUGCAAAGUUGGUCUUAGGACUCCACGGGGGAAACAAACGCAGGAAGAUGGACCCCCCCAUACUCCUUCUCCUAUUAGCAGGACUUCUGGGAACAGCAUCGACCGCCGACUCGACAACAGAAACUUCACCGCUGGUCAACAUGACCUCACCGCCACCUGUCAACAUGACCUCACAACAACCUGUAAACAGAACAUCACCACCAGUCAACAUGACCUCACCACCACUCAAUGCCACCUCACCGCCUGUCAGCAUAACCUCACCACUCAUCAAUAUGACCUCACCAGCCGUCAAUAUGACCUCACCACCACUCAAUGCCACCUCACUGCCUGUCAGCAUAACCUCACCACUCAUCAAUAUGACCUCACCAGCCGUCAAUAUGACCUCACCACCACUCAAUGCCACCUCACCGCCUGUCAGCAUAACCUCACCACUCAUCAAUAUGACCUCACCAGCCGUCAAUAUGACCUCACCACCACUCAAUGCCACCUCACCGCCUGUCAGCAUAACCUCACCACUCAUCAAUAUGACCUCACCAGCCGUCAAUAUGACCUCACCACCACUCAAUGCCACCUCACCGCCUGUCAGCAUAACCUCACCACUCAUCAAUAUGACCUCACCAGCCGUCAAUAUGACCUCACCACCACUCAAUGCCACCUCACCGCCUGUCAGCAUAACCUCACCACCCAACAGUAUGACCCCACCACCUUUCAACUCAACCUCACUGCCUGUCAACAUGACCUCACCACCUCUAAACAUGACCUCACCACCUUUCAAUUCAACCUCACCACCAGUCAAUAUGACCUCACCACCACCUGUAAACAUAACCGCACCACCAGUCAACAUGACUUCACCACCACCUGUAAACAUAGUAUCACCACCUGUCAACAUGACCUCACCACGUGUCAACAUGACUUCACCACCACCUGUAAACAUUACCUCACCACCAGUCAACAUGACCUCACCACCACUCAACAUGAUCUCAACACCACUCAACAUGACCUCACCACCAGUGAACACAACCUCACCACUUUUAAACAUGACUUCACCACUAGUGAACACACCCUCACCACCUGUAAACAUGACUUCUUCACCAGUGAACACACCCUCACCACCUGUAAACUUGACUUCACCACCACUCAAUGCAACCUCCCCGGUAGAAACUGGAACAUCAGGACAACCAGUUACAACAACUGGUCCAGCUACUACAUCAACACCUUCACAACCAAUAGAACCAAAGAUUGAGCUGGGAUUUAGUUUGCAGCAAAUGUUCAAACCAGAUCUGGCAAACAAAUCCUCACCAGCUUUCAAACAAUUACAGACGCAAGUCACCAACUCACUCAACAAGGUAUACUCACAAAGAUUUGGAGAUUCCUUCAAUCGAACUGAAGUCACAGGUUUCAGGCAAGGAUCUAUUAUGGUGACUGCUUUGCUGAUCUUCAAUGAUAUGCAAAUGCUGCCAAAUGAUAGCUCUGCAGUGGACGCUUUGACGACUGCUGCUGCAGACUCUAAUUUUUCCCUCCCUGUCAACACAUCAUCUAUUAGUGCAUCUGUUGUGUUGGCACCAACUCAAGCCCCUGCCACAGAUGCCCCUACAACAUUAAUGAGCACAACUUCUCCACCAGAAACCUCACCACUCAUCAAUAUGACCUCACCAGCCGUCAAUAUGACCUCACCACCACUCAAUGCCACCUCACCGCCUGUCAGCAUAACCUCACCACCCAUCAGUAUGACCCCACCACCUUUCAACUCAACCUCACUGCCUGUCAACAUGACCUCACCACCUCUAAACAUGACCUCACCACCUUUCAAUUCAACCUCACCACCAGUCAAUAUGACCUCACCACCACCUGUAAACAUAACCUCACCAUCAGUCAACAUGACUUCACCACCACCUGUAAACAUAGUAUCACCACCUGUCAACAUGACCUCACCACGUGUCAACAUGACUUCACCACCACCUGUAAACAUUACCUCACCACCAGUCAACAUGACCUCACCACCACUCAACAUGAUCUCAACACCACUCAACAUGACCUCACCACCAGUGAACACAACCUCACCACUUUUAAACAUGACUUCACCACUAGUGAACACACCCUCACCACCUGUAAACAUGACUUCUUCACCAGUGAACACACCCUCACCACCUGUAAACUUGACUUCACCACCACUCAAUGCAACCUCCCCGGUAGAAACUGGAACAUCAGGACAACCAGUUACAACUACUGGUCCAGCUACUACAUCAACACCUUCACAACCAAUAGAACCAAAGAUUGAGCUGGGAUUUAGUUUGCAGCAAAUGUUCAAACCAGAUCUGGCAAACAAAUCCUCACCAGCUUUCAAACAAUUACAGACGCAAGUCACCAACUCACUCAACAAGGUAUACUCACAAAGAUUUGGAGAUUCCUUCAAUCGAACUGAAGUCACAGGUUUCAGGCAAGGAUCUAUUAUGGUGACUGCUUUGCUGAUCUUCAAUGAUAUGCAAAUGCUGCCAAAUGAUAGCUCUGCAGUGGACGCUUUGACGACUGCUGCUGCAGACUCUAAUUUUUCCCUCCCUGUCAACACAUCAUCUAUUAGUGCAUCUGUUGUGUUGGCACCAACUCAAGCCCCUGCCACAGAUGCCCCUACAACAUUAAUGAGCACAACCUCUCCACCAGAAACCUCACAACUGGUCAACAUGACAUCACCACCACUCAAUGCAACCUCACCCCCCAUCAAUAUGACCUCACCAUCUGUCAACAUGACCUCACCACCACUCAAUGCCACCUCACCGCCUGUCAACAUGACCUCACCACCACCUGUAAACAUAACCUCAGCACCAGUCAAUAUGACCUCACCACCUGUCAACAUGACCUCACCACCACCUGUAAACAUAACCUCACCACCUGUCAACAUGACCUCACCACCACUCAACAUGACCUCACCACCACCUGUAAACAUAACCUCAGCGCCAGUCAAUAUGACCUCACCACCACCUGUAAACAUAACCUCACCACCUGUCAACAUGACCUCACCACCACUCAACGCAACCUCACCGCCUUUCAGCAUGACCUCACUACCUUUCAAUUCAACCUCACCACCUGUCAACAUGACCUCACCACCACCUGUAAACAUAACCUCAGCGCCGGUCAAUAUGACCUCACCACCUUUCAAUGCAACCUCAUCGCCUGUCAACAUGACCUCACCACCUCUCACAUCAACAGCUGCACCAACCCCAUUACAGACUGUGAAUAUUACAUCAGCUACUCCCAAUGCUACAGCUGGUCAAACUGCAGCUAGUGAGGGAACCCUGGGUCUUCAGUUUAGUCUCAACAAAACAUUUACAUCAGAUCUCUCUAACACAUCCUCCGCAGCGUUUCAGGCUUUAGCUUCAACAGUGGAGUCAGAGUUAAAUGAAGUGGGUGGCAGACUAUAUGGAUCAAGCUUUCUCCGCGCCAUAGUUAACUCAUUCAUGAGUGGAUCAGUGGUUGUCAGCUCAACCCUCACGUUCAAGAAUCAAAGUUCAGUUCCUGCAACAAAUACUGCUACCUCACAACUCAGCAGUGAACUAACUAGCAACUCAACUCUGAAUGUUUUAGCAGGCAGUGUGACUGCAGUUUCUUCAGCUGCCACUACCGCAGCUCCAACGGCAGCAACAACUGCUGCCCCUUCAACAUUAAUGAGCACAACUUCUCCACCAGGAACCUCACAACUGGUCAACAUGACCUCACCACCACUCAAUGCAACCUCACUGCCUGUCAGCAUGACCUCACUACCUGUCAAUAUGACCUCACCACCUUUCAGCAUGACCUCACUACCUUUCAAUUCAACCUCACCACCUGUCAACAUGACCUCACCACCACCUAUGAACAUAACCUCACCACCUGUCAACAUGACCUCACCACCACUCAACAUGACCUCACCACCACCUGUAAACAUAACCUCACCACCUGUCAACAUGACCUCACCACCACUCAACAUGACCUCACCACCACCUGUAAACAUAACCUCACCACCUGUCAACAUGACCUCACCACCACUCAACAUGACCUCACCACCACCUGUAAACAUAACCUCAGCGCCAGUCAACAUGACCUCACCACCACUCAACAUGACCUCACCACCACCUGUAAACAUAACCUCACCACCUGUCAACAUGACCUCACCACCACUCAACAUGACCUCACCACCACCUGUAAACAUAACCUCAGCGCCAGUCAAUAUGACCUCACCACCACUCAACAUGACCUCACCACCACCUGUAAACAUAACCUCAGCGCCAGUCAACAUGACCUCACCACCACUCAACAUGACCUCACCACCACCUGUAAACAUAACCUCACCACCUGUCAACAUGACCUCACCACCACUCAACAUGACCUCACCACCACCUGUAAACAUAACCUCACCACCUGUCAACAUGACCUCACCACCACUCAACAUGACCUCACCACCACCUGUAAACAUAACCUCAGCGCCAGUCAACAUGACCUCACCACCACUCAACAUGACCUCACCACCACCUGUAAACAUAACCUCACCACCUGUCAACAUGACCUCACCACCACUCAACAUGACCUCACCACCACCUGUAAACAUAACCUCAGCGCCAGUCAAUAUGACCUCACCACCACUCAACAUGACCUCACCACCACCUGUAAACAUAACCUCAGCGCCAGUCAAUAUGACCUCACCACCACUCAACAUGACCUCACCACCACCUGUAAACAUAACCUCACCACCUGUCAACAUGACCUCACCACCACUCAACAUGACCUCACCACCACCUGUAAACAUAACCUCAGCGCCAGUCAAUAUGACCUCACCACCACUCAACAUGACCUCACCACCACCUGUAAACAUAACCUCAGUGCCAGUCAAUAUGACCUCACCACCACUCAACAUGACCUCACCACCACCUGUAAACAUAACCUCACCACCUGUCAACAUGACCUCACCACCACUCAACAUGACCUCACCACCACCUGUAAACAUAACCUCAGUGCCAGUCAAUAUGACUACAGCUGGUCAAACUGCAGCUAGUGAGGGAACCCUGGGUCUUCAGUUUAGUCUCAACGAAACAUUUACAUCAGAUCUCUCUAACACAUCUUCCGCAGCGUUUCAGGCUUUAGCUUCAACAGUGGAGUCAGAGUUAAAUAAAGUGGGUGGCAGACUAUAUGGAUCAAGCUUUCUCCGCGCCAUAGUUAACUCAUUCAUGAGUGGAUCAGUGGUUGUCAGCUCAACCCUCACGUUCACGAAUCAAAGUUCAGUUCCUGCAACAAAUACUGCUACCUCACAACUCAGCAGUGAACUAACUAGCAACUCAACUCUGAACGUUUUAGCAGGCAGUGUGACUGCAGUUUCUUCAGCUGCCACUACCGCAGCUCCAACGGCAGCAACAACUGCUGCCCCUUCUGCAGCUGCCACUACAGGAGCUCCAACAGCAGCAACAACUGCUGCCCCUUCUGCAGCUGCCACUACAGGAGCUCCAACGGCAGCAACAACUGCUGCCCCUUCUGCAGCUGCAACUACCGCAGCUCCAACAGCAGCAACAACUGCUGCCCCUUCUGCAGCUGCCACUACAGGAGCUCCAACGGCAGCAACAACUGCUGCCCCUACUGCAGCUGCCACUACUGCAGCAACAACAGCUGCCCCUACUGCAGCUGCCACUACUGCAGCUCCACCGGCAGCAACAACUGCUGCUCCUUCUGUAGCUGCAACAACAGCUGCCCCUACUGCAGCUGCCACUACUGCAGCUCCACCGGCAGCAACAACAGCUGCCCCUACUGCAGCUGCCACUACUGCAGCUCCACCGGCAGCAACAACAGCUGCCCCUACUGCAGCUGCCACUACUGCAGCUCCACCGGCAGCAACAACUGCUGCCCCUACUGCAGCUGCCACUACUGCAGCUCCACCGGCAGCAACAACUGCUGCCCCUACUGCAGCUGCCACUACUGCAGCUCCACCGGCAGCAACAGAUUCUCCAACAUCCACUGAAGGGACUUUGGGUUUACAAUUUAGUCUCGACCAAACUUUCACAUCAGACCUCUCCAACCCAUCCUCAGCAGCUUUCCAGACUUUAGCUACAACGGUGGUCACAGAGGUAAACAGAGUGUGUACAGGGGUCUUUGGACCAUCUUUCAGACGCUCCAUUGUGAACUCAUUCACGAGUGGAUCAGUGGUUGUCGCCUCAACACUUGUGUUCAACAGUUCAAGCUCAGUACCUGCAACAAGCAGUGCAACUUCACUUCUCAGUAGUGAACUUACAAGCAACUCAACAUCCCUGAACAUUAUUGCUGGCAGUGUCUCUACACAGGCGACAUCAACAUCAAACAGUCUAAGGCCUACAAUGGGCUCAUUGGUAGUCCUAAUAGUAACACUGCUGACUGUGGCUCAGAUGCUGAUGGACUUGUAACCAGCACCAAUGGCAGAUUCACUGACUUAGGCAAUAGCUUGAUGCUAUAAAGUCGGAGGAAAAAAGAGCCAAAGGCACAAGAGGUGUACAUUAUGAAAGUUACCAGUACAAUGUCAUAUGGUAAAAAGAUGUGUACUGUUUGUCAAAUUCUGAAAGUUAUUUUCUUUCAUUUUAAUUUUACCUCUCUCAUUUAUUUAAAGAAAUACUCUAAAGGAUUGUAAGAUUAAAACUAUCAUGUUUGAGACUACUUUGCAUUUUUGUAGAACUUGCAAUUCUUUUUUUUGUAAACGCCUCUUUGUGUACUAUUUUUAUAUGGCACUGUGAGGACAUGUUUUAUUAAAUACCAACUAUUUAUUUUCAGUUAAAGGCAUGUCAAAACAUAAAUUGCUAGAUGCGAAUGAAGGAAGAACUGUGCAGUUGUAGUUUGUCAAGCCAAAAUAUUUGGGUGUGGCUGUUCAGUAGGAAUAUUGGUGGAGACCAAUAAUUCAUAUUAUAUUAUUAUUGUUUUUCAUCUGAAAACAAGUAUGCAGUUGGUAAAGAUUCAAAACAUAUUUUAACAUAGAGAUCUAACUACAACCAUGUUUUAGGAAGCUAAGGUUAACGGCAUAGCAGUUAAGUGAGUGCAAUAGUACUGUUGAGCAUAAUGUUUACAUUGAAUAAAAUGUCUGGUUUUGUACUUUUAAGUCAAUGAUGGCAAUUGGGUUACUGCUUGUCUAUAGAUUCCAGGUACAAUAAUAUCAUUUAGCAAAAUUACUUGUUUUAAUUCCCAGGUUGAAUAAAAUCCUUCUUCUUGAAUGUUUUUGAUAUUGGGGAUGAACAAGUGCAUUUUGUAUUCAUCAUUUAAGUAUAAAAUAUUGCCUUUAAAAUCACCAGUUGUUUUUUUCUAAUUUCUUACUUCUUUCUCUGUACUUAAAAGUAUUCACACCUCAACUUGAUGGCAAAUUAAACUAUUUAUAAGUAA
This is a messenger RNA of Labrus mixtus (cuckoo wrasse), 7435 nucleotides long. Its product is annotated as mucin-2-like. Bases 127 to 6474 code for a protein of 2115 amino acids. Lineage: Eukaryota; Metazoa; Chordata; Actinopteri; Labriformes; Labridae. The transcript has 23 exons. The record is from RefSeq and is a predicted model, not a curated record.